AUGGCCGUCGCGAUCACCAACAAACAUUUUUCCAUUCUCUACCAAUUGUUCACAUUCAUUCAACUUGUACUCUCUCUCACCUGUAACACCCUCACCAUCCAGUAUUUAGCCACACUCAUCAAAAGUUCCAACUCAACUUCGGAACAACACAUUUGGGCCAUUCUCUUCAUGAAUCUUCUCGUCAUGCUAGAGAUGAUUCUUGUGGCAUGUUGGGGUCUUUCUCUAUGGCGUGGAACCAUUUCCUUCCAUUCAAAUUUCAGUUCCCAUUCCGAGAAGAAAUUAAAAACUUGUUCCAUACUGGGUCUUGUUGCUCAUUCCUUGCAAACACUUUUCGGAAUUAUAAUAUCGUAUAUUGCAAGUUGCAGUUUAUUGUAUGGAAAUUUAUGGCAACAAGGAUCCGAGUGGUAUUCCAAGAUGCAAGCACUUCCACUCGUUGUGGCACUUGGUCAUGAAGCAUUUUCUGUGAUGUGUUGGGGUGUAUCGAUUUGGAAUGUAAUAUUUGUCUGGAGAGAGUGCAAACGAAAUGAACAUGUGACCACAAUGACGAUUGGUGAUGAGGAGAUGAGUCCACCACAUGUUCGAUUGGAAGAGGAGGAGGAAGAACAUUGA
Molecule: messenger RNA, 609 nt
Organism: Naegleria lovaniensis
Lineage: Eukaryota; Heterolobosea; Eutetramitea; Acrasida; Naegleriidae
Exons: 1
Coding region: 1-609 (202 amino acids)
Source: RefSeq, a predicted model, not a curated record